UCCCCCGUCGUUUUCCGGAGCAGAUUUGCUUAUAAAAGGAUUGCUUCCGCUUUUGUUUGUGUCUCGUGUAUAGUGCGACGUUUUGUUAAUAUAAAUGAAACGCUGGUUGUAAUGAUGAGUGAUUCUUACGUUUGGUAUACUAAUGACUGCUCCUUGCUAAAUGUCUGCGAUUUUUACACAAGAAAAGGUCAAGUCUGUGAACCCUAUGCAACGAUGACCUGACCUCCGGAGAGUCAGCAAUCAAAACUGUAGGAUGAGAAAGAUACUGGGAUAAGGAACUGGAAAAAAAACUGGAAUACGAAAGAAUUCAACUGGGACGAAACUGGUGAUAGGCGUCUGUCGAAAUAUUAAGGUUGAUUUUAGACGUCGUUAAGAAAAUUUUACUAUUUUUGCAGAUCUAGUAACCGGGUGAGACAUUGCCAGAAGUGUUUUAAAUAUAAAAAUAUCUCGAAAUAGUGACACCUACUUUUAGAAGCGAAUUUGACCUCAAAGUAUUAUAUGGACGAAGGCUUUCCUAUAGAAAAACACGAGUGAAAAGGAAACAUAAUCCCGAAUCCUUUCAAAACUUGGACGGUUAUCCAGCGUGUUCCUAAACCUCCCCGAGGCCAGCAAAUAUAAUUGCUCUGGAAUGCUCUGGAAUGGGAAGACUUGAAUACCAUCGGAGAUCAAGAAACCUCGUCUUGGGAACAUAAUUCACGAGGAGAACUUUCGGAAUAGCUUUCAAAGUUUUGUAUUUUAAUACGCUGACUUUUGGAUGUAACUCCCGAAGAACUUUCCUGGGGUCGGAAGGGAGUGUUGGCUUGAAUUUCUGAACGAGUGGAGCGCAAAGUAAUGUGAUUUGUAGUUUAAGAGUUGCAUUAGAGAGUAAUUUAGUGGCGGUAUUUCGUGUGAACGGGAAUUUUUUCAGUUUUGAAAUUAAUUGAAGGCGAAGAAAAAUCUAGUGACUGGAUUGUUAUGAGAACGAAAGUGGGGGGAAAUAUUGGCCCUUUACGUCCGAAAUAUUGAAAACUUAUAAGAAACGUUUGUAAAAGGAUCAAACAUUUCAUGGAAAGUUUUUACGUAAAUUAAAGAAGUAUAAUAAACGUUUUUUUAAGCUUAACAAAGAAUAUAAUAACCGUCUGAAAGACACUUUCCUUUUGCUGGAAUCGGGAGACAUUUGAAACCCGAGGCAGGAUCCAAAAUGGCCUUCAUAAAAACGAUGUUGGUCCGUCGUAGGGGCGUCCUCUUGAAAUUGGUCGUCGCCCUCCCUGCCUUCUGGCUGGUCCUCAGCCUCCUGACGCUGACGACGGAGAAGGGCGACAAGAACGACCUCAUCGACCUGCCCCCCAACGUGAGGGUGCGGGACGACUCCUUCGACAAGGCCAUACCCGUCGUCAAGGAGGACCCCGUCAUGCCCAUCAGGGAAGAGGCCCAGCCGGUGGUCAGGCCCCAGGUGAAGGAGGAGGUCGUCCGGCCGGAGCCCAAGGUCGAGCCGAAGGUCGUGACGACCGAGGGUCCUCACGAGAUCCACCACCAAGACAGGGUGCUGCUGCCCCCGCAGGAGCCCAACGGGCCCGGGGAGAUGGGCAAGCCCGUCGUCCUGCCGAAGGACCUUGACCCCGAGACGAAGAAGCUGGUGGACGAAGGCUGGAAGAACAACGCCUUCAAUCAAUACGUCUCCGAUAUGAUCUCUGUUCAUCGGACGCUCCCUGACCCCCGGGAUGAGUGGUGCAAAGCUCCGGGACGCUUCCUGGAAAACCUGCCGGAGACGUCUGUCAUCGUGUGCUUCCACAACGAGGCCUGGUCCGUCUUACUCCGCACGGUCCACUCCAUCCUGGAUAGAUCUCCCAGCCACUUGCUCCGGGAGAUUAUCCUCGUCGACGACAACUCCGACAUGCCUCACCUGAUGAAGCCCCUGGAGGACUACGUCGAGCCCCUGAAGAAGGUGCGGAUCAUCCGGGCUCCGAAGAGGGAGGGACUGAUCCGCGCUCGCCUCAUGGGAGCCAAAGCAGCCACGGCUCCCGUCCUCACGUUCCUGGAUUCUCACUGCGAGUGCACUACAGGUUGGUUGGAGGCAUUAGUGGAUCCCAUCGGACGCAAUUCCAGCACGGUAACGUGUCCUGCCAUUGACACCAUUGCGGAUGAUACCUUGCAGUACAUAGUGGCUCUGUCCCUUGGUCAACCCCCAGUUGGGGGAUUUUCCUGGGAUUUGCAGUUUAACUGGCAUGCUAUACCUCAAAGGGAGCGUGCACGUCACCAACAUCCUGCUGAACCUGUACAGUCACCAACAAUGGCUGGUGGUCUCUUUGCUAUUGACAAAGCCUUUUUCGAAAGACUGGGAACUUACGACUCUGGAUUUGAUAUAUGGGGUGGAGAAAAUCUUGAAUUAUCUUUUAAGACUUGGAUGUGUGGAGGGACCCUGGAAAUUGUUCCCUGUUCUCAUGUGGGUCACAUAUUCAGGAAAAGAUCCCCUUACAAGUGGCGAUCUGGGGUCAAUGUUCUGAAAAGGAAUUCCAUUCGAUUAGCUGAAGUAUGGUUGGAUGAAUACAAGAAAUACUACUAUGAGCGAAUUGGUUAUGAUUUGGGUGACUUUGGCGAUGUGUCGGAUCGGAAGAAGUUGCGUCAAGAUCUGGGGUGCAAAUCAUUUAAGUGGUAUUUAGAUAAUGUUUAUCCAGAGCUCUUUGUACCUGGUGAUGCUGUAGCCUCAGGCGAGGUUCGCAACUUGGGUAGAAGUGGUUCUGUCUGCCUCGACUCCCCUGCACGUAGGGCUAACUUACACAAACCCGUUGGCCUCUACCCUUGCCACAAACAAGGGGGUAACCAGUAUUGGAUGUUAAGCAAAGAAGGAGAAAUUCGAAGAGAUGAAGCCUGCAUGGACUUUGCAGGAAAAGACGUCAUCUUGUAUCCUUGCCAUGGCUCUAAGGGGAACCAGUAUUGGGAAUAUGCUCCCGAGACGAAUCGAAUUACCCAUGGUAGCAGCAAGAAAUGUUUGGCCAUUUCAGCUGACAAGAAGAAACUUCUUAUGGAAGACUGCAAUUUGAAUGAGCCAAGACAAAAGUGGAAAUUUGAGAAUUAUGAUCCUUCAAAAAAGCUAUGAGAACUGCUUUAAUUUUAAAGGAUAUUAUAUUGCUUUUAUUAUAUAUAUUUUCCAAGUGCCUCUGUGUAUUAAUUUAUUACAAGAAAAAUAUAUCAGUGAUAUGUGAUUUUCUAUUUUGUGCUGAUGUUAAGCACUUCCGUAAUAUAACGAAUCUGAAACAAGGAAUAGGUACUAGAAAAGCAUUUCUCCUAUUGUUAUUCCUUCUUUUGUGUGAAUUGCUGAUUUUGUAUUAUUCUGAUAGAGCAAACUGCCAUUCUGCCAACAAGGUUCAAGGUAAAUUCCCUUCCAAUCAAAUGAAUCACUGACUCUUGAUUUUGAAGAGGGUAAAUACUGGUGAAGUCAGAGGAACUAUUUGAACAAUAUACCUGUGCUUGGAAAUAUUGAUUGACGAUGGUUGUGACUUCUGUAUCUUAUAGCCUGUCUAUUCUGCUGUGAAGGAACAUCAAAACAGAAGGAAAUGUUUACACAUGGGUUUUAUGUUAUUCUGCAGUUGCACUUAAAUUUUCUUCACCAGAAAUUGAAGUGUCUUUGAUUAUUGCAAUGCAGUAGUAUAAUUGGUUACCACACAGAAGAGAAGUGACAUGAAAGCACCAAUCAACCUCUUAGAAAUAGACUCUCUGGAAUUGCAGAGAGAAUGCAAACUGUGCCAGUCUUCAUCUUUGUUGCAAGUUUCUAGUAUGUGCAUUUUCAGUGAUUUUGCUGUUUUGCAAUGAAAAUGUGGUGUGGUUGGUGAAAUGGGGAUAUAUGCAUGAAUGCUGAUCGAGCAUAUGUCAGGCAUUAUGCAUUUAUACUUGUGUAGAGUGUAGAUUUCUUAUUGUGGAUGCUGGGAACCACCUUCCAGUCUUGUGCCAGUUAUGACAGCCAGUGUCAUGUGUGCCUCAAUUAUUACUUUUUAUUUCAUUAUAGGGACAUCACUAUUAACAAGACUGAGUUAUUCAGACUUUUUCCUCUUUAUUCCAACAAGAUUAUGUACUAAGUUUUUCAUGUUAAUUAUCAAGUGAAAAUUAGUAUGGCCAAAGAAUUGUCAUAUAGUUUAUUAUUAUAGAUUUCUUUGAAAAUGUCCUUAUUCAGUCCUGUUACUAGAAAUGCCAUGAUUCAGUUAUGUCUAUGAAAUUUAAUCCUUUUAAUUAAGUUUGUAUGUUAUCAGGUUUUCCUUUUGGGACUGGAUGAAAGUUGGUGUUGGAUAUUGGUUAAUUUUAAUAUUAUAUACAUGUAUUUACCUCAUUCUUGUAUUAUAUGCUUAUUUUUUGCUACAUUGUUGAAUGUUGUUCAUUUCUUUAUUGGUGCUUGGGAUUGAUUAAGGACUAUAAUCUUUUAAUGUACAUGGAUGAUAUGAGAAAUUGCAAGAGGUAGGAUUUUUCAUUUGAAAUCAGUUAAGCAAAAAAACAAGGAAUUAAGAUCUUACAACUUCUAUGAAGUACAUCAAUAUGAAACAGGUAUCUUAUUAGAUAUCUUAUGGUGAUGUUAAUUUCUUGUUAAUGGUUGAAGGAAACUGGUAAUCUUCUGUGCAAACAUUAAGGGAAGUCUUCCAAAUAUUGCCACAGUCAUAACUAAUAUGUAUGGGAUUUUCAAUUAACUAUCAUGGACCACCUCUAAUGAUGUGGCAUUCUGAUAUGUCUUAAAAUGAGUUAUUCAUAGACAUGAUCUCUUUAUAUAGCUACUUUAUGUUGAGGUUGUUUGAAAUUUAGGCCAUUUUUCAUGUCAAUAUCAAGAAAAGCACCCUUGAAACUGUAGUUUUCAUUUUGAAAUUGUGUUGAAAAUUGAAUCAUUGUUGAAAUAUGAUACACAGGUAUUAUUUUCAAUUCUGGUUUUUAGUUUCUCAGAUUUCAGUACAUGCAUACAUUAAUGUAUAUCUGUAAUGGUAUCACAAUGAAAUAUAAUGGUUGUAAAAUGAUUUAUCCAGAAAAGUAUAGAUUUUAUUCAUAAUGCCGCAAGUAUGAUUGCCAAAACAGGCUUGUUUGACAUCUUUGUUGACGUUGAGAAAUAUUGCUGUUGAAAUGUUAACACAGUAGCUGUUCUUUGAACUUAAUGAAAUUGUGCUUUCUUCUGUACUGAUUUAAGAGUACUAUAUAGCUUCAGACAUUGUCACAUUGUCAUAAAUCUGCAAAGAAAAUCAGGAAAAUUAAAGAUUCCAAGAAAUUGCAAAACAGAUUGCAGUACUGUAUGAUUACAACCUUGAGUUACUUCUUGUCUAAUAAAAUUAAAAGUUCUAUCAUAGUUGUCUAUGCAGCCAGCAAGGACUAUAUUUAUAGCAGGCUUCCCAAUGUUUGAAAUAACUUGUGUGUGAAAUGCAGCAUGUCAAAGUAUCACCAGUAUGUUAUUCCUGUACUAUACUAAAGUUUUAUUUUAACUGUUUAAGGUAUUGUGGCUUGUGAGUAAUUUACCUGAGACUUCUGAAAUUUGAUGAUGGCACCAAACCUUUAUGUUUUGUUCCUUUACAGAAGUUCUGUACUACUACUGUUCCCAGUAGAUUUCUUGCACUAAUGUAUGAAAUUGGUUUCAUGAAUGUUAUACUGGUGAAUAUAGUAUGGUACUUAUAAAGUUAGCCAUGGAACAGUGAUUUAUUAUGUACAAUAAUUAUUAAAAAAAAAAUCCUUAACAGUAUUAAUAUAUCUAUCAUUGCAGCUGUUGUUGACUUAUGGACAAGCUUUAGAAGCUAAGUGCAUUGGAUUAAAGUUGCUAAACUUGCUUAGAAAUAAUGGCAUUUUUAUGCAUCAUCAUAAAAUGUGUGCAGUCAUAGUAAUUUUAUUCAUACAGGGUAGAUAGUGAUAUUUUCCAUCUGUUUUUAAUUAAUUGCUACUUUCUGAUUGUUAUAAAAGGAUGUGAUUAUUCAUUCCAAAACUCUUGAAUUAUUUUUGUAAUAUACUAGUCUGGUUUAACCAGAUAUUGAAAUUGAGAUUGCCAUUUUCAUUAUGUUAAACUGAGUCUAGUUUUGAAAUGCAUAAAGCCAAAUUCAGAGCUUCACAAUGUUGACUAAUCACACAGUUUGUUUAUGAUAUUGAGUUAAAAGUACAAUUCAGUGCUAAAAUUUUUCUCUUUUCUUUUCUUAAUAUGCACUGUAUAGUACUCUGAACACCUCAUGCUCCUAAAAUAUUUGUUAUAUUUCACUGUUGCAAGAGAAAUCAAACUUUGGCUGUUAUAUCUAAGAGACAACCUCUGAAAUGCAUAUUGUUGUGGUUAUCUUGUAUAAAGUUAACAUACUGAUGGCCAGUGUAAACUUGUGAUAGUAAUAAUAUUGCAAUAGGAGCUGGAUUGUGCGUUUCAAAUGUAGGCUAAUCAUGAACUUUAUGGUGUUGAGCUAAACCUGCUUAUCCUGCAGGUGAAGUCAUUUAUUAAAAUUAAUGCCAAGGAAAUAUAUUCAGUGAGUUAGAAAGACCGAAUAACGUGUCAUUUAUUUGAUAAAUGAAGCUUGUAUGUUUAUUAUAUUAACCAGAUUUUGUAUAUAUAUGUACAGAAGAUCAAACUAAACAUCAAACAUCCCCAUGAUAGAAUAAGAAUUGUUAUAUAGUACUUAAUGCUGAGUCUGCUUGUAUGUAAUUUCAUAAAGAACUCAUGUUCUUCCAAAGAUCGAUUACAUUCCACAUGACAUUCCAGUGAACUGAAUAAUUAAAUUAUAUAUUAAUUAGCAUACAUCGAUUAAUACUUCUGUAAUUAGAAAACUCAAAAUCCUCCUAGAUUUUUUAUAAACUGUAGUUACCUUUUUGUAAGCAAUGACAUAUCAUAUUUUGGUUACCAUGUAAACAUAUCAAAAUAAUGAAGAAUUGUCCAUGCCUAUUAGUUCUUUUUUUAUAUGGGAGCAUUCCAGAUUUCUUACUUUUUAUAUUAUAUAAGUGAUGCUCUCUCUCUCUCUCUCUCUCUCUCUCUCUCUCUCUCUCUCUCUCUCUCUCUCUCUCUCUCUCUCUCUCUCUCUCUCUCGUUUUUGUUAAAUAUCUCAAAUAAUGUAGAGCAUUACUAUACUCAAAUGAUGGAAUCUUAAAUUGUCAAAUACCCUAACUCUUGAUGGUGAUUGGCUAAAACUUUAUUGCUGAAUGUUUGCUCCUUGUUUAUUCAUUAUUUAGCUUUUUGAUAUAUGAACUCUUGAUUUGGCCAAAUUAUAGAGGUUGUUGGGUCAUUUUUUUAAACUGUACACAGACACAGAUGUAAAUUUUCCCCUAAAUUUUUUGUUCAUUUGAAGUUGAUGAAAUUUGUUUUCAAACAUUUGAGUUCGAUAUAUAUGCAGUAUUAUUAGUCAGCAAUGGCCACAAUAAUGUUAUUGUGCCUCUAUGGACUGUUACUGAAGAAAUGAAUUGUUUGUCCCAACUCAUUAUGGAUACCAAUAAGAUAUUUUGAUAAAGAAUUUAUGAAGGAGUUAAGAGACUUUAUAUUUUUGUUUUGCUCAAUGAAACCUAUUGUUUUGUACUUAUCAUAGGCUGUAUAGUAUUUCAUGAAUUGAUUAUUUGUUAAUAGAUACAAUUAAAAUAUGGUAGAAUUGUAACACAUGUACAGUUGUUUUGCAGAAUUUUUGGCAAAUUUGGGUAAAAGUUUAGCAAGAAGUUCGUAAAAUCUUUCUAUUGUAUAUGAUUAGGCACCAUCCCAAAUGUCAGCAACAAUCAAGUCAAGUUAAUCACAGUUUUCAUUCAGUAAUUUUUUUUAAGUUGAGGUUUGCCACUUGACAUUCUUUUAAACAGCUCACCAUUCUGAUAAUAAGUUAAGUUUCUUCUUUGCAUUUUUGUAUAUCAUAGUUUUCCUUUGUAAUCACCUGACAUUUUUUUUCUUGCAUUUAUGUGCACAGGUAUUGGGACCGCCAUGUUUUUCCCUGAUAAAGAUGAGUUGCUGGUACUUGAGAUGCAAUAUGCAAAUGAAGGAGUAGAGCUAUGGAAGUAUAGCCUAAUACAGUAGAUUGGAGUGCUUUUUUAAUAUGAACUCUCUCCACUAUGCUAGGCUUUUGCCAGAUGAGUAACAUAUUGUAUACAGAAGUUGUAUCAUUGUAGGUUAGUGAACGACUGAAGUGUUAACCUCGAGUAUGUGUCCACUCAUUUGAUGAUGAUGCAAGAUCUUCACUUCUGAUGACUACAGUGUAUAUAUACAUUACUUAUAAAUGUUGUCAUUAGGACUGUUGAACACUUGUGCAGGCACUCUUUGAGUGUUGACAGUUUGUGUGCGUGUGCUUUGUUUGUUGUGUGGUAAGUGAAAUUAACCACUUGUUUUCCAAUGUACUUUUGGGGGGGAUGGUAUUGCAUACAGAAACUGUCAGACUUGUAUUCAUUACUGUUCCCCAUGUGAUUUUCCUCAAUGGGUGCCUUAUUAAAUCAUUCCUAUUAA
This is a messenger RNA of Macrobrachium nipponense, 8377 nucleotides long. RefSeq names its product putative polypeptide N-acetylgalactosaminyltransferase 9. Gene Ontology annotation, molecular function: polypeptide N-acetylgalactosaminyltransferase activity. NCBI's taxonomy places the organism in Eukaryota, Metazoa, Arthropoda, Malacostraca, Decapoda, Palaemonidae. Bases 1181 to 3076 code for a protein of 631 amino acids. Gene Ontology annotation, biological process: protein O-linked glycosylation. The record is from RefSeq and is a predicted model, not a curated record. The transcript is spliced from 12 exons. Gene Ontology annotation, cellular component: Golgi apparatus.